AUGGUCGAAAUUAGUGCCUAUUUAAAAAACAAGGGUUUGAAAAAGUUUCGCCGCUUGGGUUUGGAAGAACAAAUAAAAAGAAAAAAAGAGAUUAGUAGUUUAGUCGAAAGGGAUAACGAAACAAUUAGUUGUCAUUGGCAACAAGGGGAAGAAAAAAACCUUAUUAGGAAAAGAAAUAAAGAAACCGUUGCCCGAGAGCAUGUUUUUAUAAAUCGAGAAAUAGAUAAUAUGGUGUUGGUUAAUAGUAUGGGAUUGAGAACUGAUUACGAAAAGGAACAGCAAACUUUAACCGAAAAAUCUAAUUUAGCCAAAAUUUCAACCAAAAAAAUAGUUAAUUUAGAAUUGACUAUUCCGUGGAGAUUAUUGGUUAAUCUUUUCCCUUUCAUUCUUCUAAUUUUAGAACCUAGACGGGUUGGAAUUGGGAACUGGUCGGAUUAUGCUUCCUCCCGAGCAAGGGUGGUUGCUUUUUUAAAUUUACCCGAAAAAAAUGAUAAUUUAAAAGGAAUUAAAUUUCCUCUUUCCUCCCCAAUUAAAGAAAUUACUUUUGAGCAAGUUUCUUUUAAAUACCAAGGGAGUAAUGAUCGAAUGAAUUACAAUGCCACCUUUUCAACUGGUAAGAUAAAUUACUUAUCCACUCCCAACGGAAGCGGAAAAACUACCCAGUUAUAUCUUUUGUUAGGAUUAUUAAAUCCCGUUAAAGGCGAAAUAACGAUUAAAAAUAAAGAAACUAAAAGUUCUACCGGACAGAAACAAUUGGCUAAUUUAAAGCAAGUUUUAGCAAGCAAAGCCGAGGCUCAGGUCUUCAUUUUUGAUGAAGCCGAUAACGCCUUAGAUAAACAGAACCAGAUUUGGUUCUGA
This is a messenger RNA of Funneliformis geosporum, 858 nucleotides long. The record is from the annotation of a GenBank genome assembly. NCBI's taxonomy places the organism in Eukaryota, Fungi, Glomeromycota, Glomeromycetes, Glomerales, Glomeraceae.